Messenger RNA from Babjeviella inositovora NRRL Y-12698, 873 nucleotides. RefSeq lists its product as uncharacterized. The transcript has a single exon. Gene Ontology annotation, molecular function: ATP binding; protein kinase activity. Lineage: Eukaryota; Fungi; Ascomycota; Pichiomycetes; Serinales. Gene Ontology annotation, biological process: protein phosphorylation. Bases 1 to 873 code for a protein of 290 amino acids. The record is from RefSeq and is a predicted model, not a curated record.
AUGCAAAAAUGUAAUGCCAACUCCAACAUCUUGUCCGUUCUAAGUCUCCUCAAGGACCAUACCCCAGAGGAAACCGAGGAGCAGACGGCUAUUCCCUACCGUUGGUGUCUUGUGCUACCUCUCGCGGACGGUGGUUGUCUCAAGACUUUGCUCGGCGAUGUGCGGUCACGCAAGCUAGCCUUUCCUUUGGAUUUCAAAGACUUGAUUUUCAAGAAGCUAGUCAAGGCGGUAACUUUCCUUCAUAGCCACAAUCUUGUGCACCGCGAUAUCAAACCGGAAAACGUCUUGAUUGACGGUAACGGGGAGUUGAAGUUGACCGAUUUCGGCUAUGCCCUCGACUUAGGUGAGGGCGGUAGUGUCUCGGACCUUGCCCCGGCCAAGAUCAAUCUUGGUACCGUAUCGUACAAGUCCCCUGAAUUAUUCAACCCGCGGUACAGCGGUGCGGUCGCAAAGGACUCUGAUGUCUUUAGAAAGUUUGACUUCCGGGCUGUGGAUGUGUGGGCGCUUGGUCUUUCGUACUUGGUUAUCCAUUUCAUGAUGAAGCCAUGGGACGAGGCCAGCGCCGAGGAUCUAUACUACAAGGCGUAUGCCAGUCUUUACAAGUCAGAAGAAGUUGCGAAACAGUACAAAAAGCUUGUCAUGAACAAUGCGUUUGAAAAGUCUGCUGCGUUUAAAGCUGAUAAGCGGAAAUCCUUCGAGAUCUUUUGCCGAAUCAAAUCCAUGGAUACCAAGGAGGUUGUCAUCAGAAUGUUAGACCCGAUACCUUCCACCAGGUUUACCAUUAAGGAUGUUUCCAGAAGUAAGUGGUUGACCCAGUGUGUUGAUGACAACAAGGGGCUAAGCGACUGGGUUAAGAAGGCGGCUAGGGGUUAA